Molecule: messenger RNA, 1194 nt
Organism: Notodromas monacha
Lineage: Eukaryota; Metazoa; Arthropoda; Ostracoda; Podocopida; Cyprididae
Source: the annotation of a GenBank genome assembly
AUGGGCGGAAAGAAAAAAGCGGAGAAGAAGAAAAAGGGGUUAGGCGCGGAGAAAACUGCUCAAAAAACAGAGAAGAAGCUGUCUGCAAAGAUGCGGAAAGAAUUGGCAUUGCAAGGAGAAGAAGAUAUCGAAACUCUUGUUGCCCGAUUCAGUGCAGAAGAUGCUAAGAAAUCAUGCAAGACAAUUACAGAAAUCCCCUUGACAGACAGGCCAUCAAAACGAAGCAACUUCUCUCUCGUGGCGCACCCAAAUAAGGAUCAAUUGCUCAUGUUCGGCGGAGAAUGUAUUGUGAACAAGUCUACCACAGUGUAUUCCGAUUUUCUUUGCUUUGACAUUAAAAAGCAGAAGUGGACGCAAUGGGAAUGUUCUGGAGGACCUCCCCCGCGAGCAGCUCAUCAGGCUGUUACAAUCGCCGGAGAUGGAGGACAAAUGUGGAUGUUUGGUGGCGAAUUCGUCACUCCAUCCGAAAGCCAAUUUUACCAUUACAGAGAUUUGUGGGUUUUCCAUUUCAAAGAUCGACGAUGGGAAAAAAUUGAAGUCAAAGGAGGACCUAGUGGGCGAAGUGGCCACAGAAUGGUGGUACUUUACACACCGAACCUACCCCCACGAGUUGCGAUUUUCGGAGGUUUUCACGACUCGCUUCGUGGAGAUUGUCGAUACUACAACGACUUCUACAUUUUCGAUCUGAGUGAGAGACUUUGGCGUAAACUCGAAAUAACUGGCACUCCUCCUGCGCCUCGUUCUGGACACUUGAUGGCUGCUCUCAACGACGGUAGGAUUUACAUUCAUGGCGGCUUUUCCAAAGUCAAGGCUCCGUCGAAGAAAAAGGGAUUCGACGAUGAAACUGGAGUUGUUCACGCGGACUCGUUCUUUCUAACCCCGGACAAACGCGAUACGACGGGGACCAAAUUCAAGUGGAUUCAAGCCAAAACUACUGGAUCUGUGCCUUCGAAACGUUGCAGUUCUACCCUCGUGGCUUGGACAGAGUCCGGCAAAAAUUCGGCUCUCGUUUUUGGAGGAGUUCAUGACGAUGAGGAACAAGAGGUUCUCAGUGAUUCAUCUGACGAAGAGGAAGAAGUUUCCACAGUUCAACGCUUUCAAGUGUCGAAAGCGCGUUCAAACUUCCUGCGGGAAGAACUUUUCCGGGCAUCUGCCGUGUGUGGCUGUAAGCUUUACGACGGAUCUGGGGGCUGA